This is a messenger RNA of Lates calcarifer (barramundi perch), 1720 nucleotides long. It is a transcript of the gene tsen2, whose product is annotated as TSEN2 tRNA splicing endonuclease subunit. The transcript is spliced from 12 exons. NCBI's taxonomy places the organism in Eukaryota, Metazoa, Chordata, Actinopteri, Centropomidae. Gene Ontology annotation, cellular component: tRNA-intron endonuclease complex. Gene Ontology annotation, molecular function: nucleic acid binding; tRNA-intron lyase activity. The record is from RefSeq and is a predicted model, not a curated record. The coding region runs from base 341 to 1558 and encodes 405 amino acids. Gene Ontology annotation, biological process: tRNA splicing, via endonucleolytic cleavage and ligation; tRNA-type intron splice site recognition and cleavage.
ACACUUAAGGUUCAUCACUAUCAAUACAACUGUUUCCUCUUUAACUCCGUCUAAAAUUUAGAUGAAUAAUCUAUUUAUUUAGAUUAUAGAUAAAUCAAUAACUGAACCAUGCAGGAGGAACUGACGGGAGGCGUUGACGGUUCCACCCGGACUCAGAUUCUGUGACACCUGUCCGACAGCAAAAUAAAACCGACCGGGAAAAAAACGAACAGGACUGAAACGGUUAAUCGAUGAGAAGCUAACAGUUAGCAGCGCGAGUCGCUUCUCAGCAGAAACAUCCAGUCCGGAUCCAGCAGAGGACCAAAGCACCUCCGACCCGGUCUCCGCCGGUCCCGGCAGCAUGCAGGCGGAAUUCCGGGCUCCUCGGCGCCGCACCAGGGUCCAGGAGGAGUACGAGGCUCCGCUGCCGGUGAGCUACAGCCCGGGGGAGAGGACCAUGCUCAGGGCGGAGCUCAUCAACCAACACGUGCUGGUCUGUCAUCCGGAUCACAUCCAGAAGAUCCACAACCAGGGGUAUUUUGGGAAAGGCAUCCUGUCCAGAGCCAGACCAGACCACAGCAUCUCUGACCAAUGGGAGCAGCACGAAGGUUUGUUUCUACCUGUUGUCUCAGAGUCCAGGUAUGAGGAGCUACUCAGGUGGGCGAGGUCAGCCCUCUCUACUCAGGGAUUGGAUGAGGAGGCUGUCAGUCAAACUCUGCUCCGACUCUCUCAGCCUGUAGAGAUGGAGGAUGUGAGGAGGGAGGUGGGAGGGGGGGAGAAUGGACACAGGGGGGAAGGGGAGGGGCCACGACCAGAGGGUGGAGUCUGUCACCACAUGAAGAGGUCGAGGCCGGGGUUAGAGGUCGAGCCGGAGGCCAAGAGAAGCUGCAGGUAUGACCCUCAAGACCUCGAUCACAGCUCAGACCAGGACUCAGAUUCCAACCCUGAUCCUGAUCCUGAGCCUCUGGUUCCAGGUCCUGGUUUUGUCCUGGUGGUCUCUGACAGUGAGGUUGGUGGGGGGGUCAGGGAGGUCCGGCGGACUCCGUUCUCUCUGUCAGAAUAUCUGCAGCUCAGUCUGGAGGAGGCCUUCUUCCUGGUCUAUGGUCUGGGCUGUCUGUCUGUCUACCUACACCAGGAGCCCCUGUCAAUCAUUGAGCUGUGGAGGAAGUUCCUGUCCCUGCGUCCCAACUUUGUCAGCUCAUAUGCAGCCUAUCAUUACUAUCGCAGCAGGGGGUGGGUCCCUAAAGGAGGGGGCGGGGCCAAGUAUGGCGCUGACCUUAUGUUGUACAGGAAAGGCCCUCCUUUCUACCAUGCAAGUUACUCAGUGGUAGUUGAGCGGGUUGGCGAUGCGUUCAGGGGCUCUGCAUUGCGUCCGUUUUCGUGGCGUUCUCUGGCGGCUCUCAGCAGGAUCACCGCCAACGUCUCCAAGGAGCUGAUGUUGUGUUACAUCAUCUUUCCAGCUGACCAAUCAGAGGCUGAGCUGGACUCACCUGAGUGUGUGAGCAGACUGAAGGUUCAGGAAGUGAUCGUCAGCAGGUGGGUUUCCUCCAGAGAGCGAGCGGAGCAGGACGACAUCUGAUUGGCUGAUUUGAGGAACAGGCGAUGUCACUGAUGACAUCAGCUCAGGGUCAUGAAGACAAACAUGGACGUCAUGAAGAGAGAAGCUGAGACCACAUUUAGUCUGUUUCAGUCUGGGUGUGUGUCACUGGUUGGUUUUUUAUUAUUAAAGAUAAUUAUCAGA